Aspergillus thermomutatus is the source of this 1075-nucleotide messenger RNA. RefSeq names its product phosphotransferase family protein. The annotation marks the transcript as partial. Lineage: Eukaryota; Fungi; Ascomycota; Eurotiomycetes; Eurotiales; Aspergillaceae. The transcript is spliced from 3 exons. The record is from RefSeq and is a predicted model, not a curated record.
GCAAAAUAAGUCACUCCAAGUACGCAAUGGGCUUCCUAAGACCAUGGAGGAGCGAUCGUGGACUCAACAAGCUAUCGACAGGUUCUUCAAGACCCGUGAAUCUCCAACUCAAUCAGAGUGUGAUGACCAUGCCCGUAAGAUCUCUGGUGCCUCCGCAGUCCAGGAAAUUGCCGUUCCGGGCUCGCUGAGCUACACGGUCCGUUGCAUAAAUUUUCCAGACGAACGGCGGGAUCUGGUCGUGUCUUUUCGACAACCCGAGUCCACCCUGGAUCAAGCUGUCAUCAAGCUGGCAAGAUCUAUCCACGGCGCAUUAGUGCCGGAAGCUACCUUCCAUGGCAAAAUGCCUGAUUCCAACCCGCCUCUUCUCGUCUACACGAUGCCCUAUUUGCCAGGCAUUCCUUGCCUAGAGGCACUCGGCAGCAAAGCUGAGUUGAGCCUCGAAGAAGAGGGUAGACAUAUAUGUUUUGCCAAGCAUCUAGCCAGGUACUUUGCUCGGUGUUGGUUAAACCCACAACCGGUUGACCCUGAAGUGCAAGCAGAUUGCCAGGACAGAGUCUAUCACCGACUCAUGAAAAUAAAGAAUUCAUCACCCUCCAUACUUCCCUGCACGACAAUCAUCGAACUGGAACGCAGCCUCCCAAUUCUCUUCAGACAAACAUACCCGCAAGUUCUCACACACAAUGACCUUUCUCAAACAAACAUCCUGAUCAACAAGGAGACUUUUGAGAUCACAGGUGUUGUCGAUUGGUCCUUAGCCAGAGUGCUGCCGUUUGGCAUGGAACUGGACACUCUUCUAUUAGCAACUGGCUACAUGGACCUCAGCGGCUGGCACAAUUACACAUGCCGCCUGCAAAUGCUUAAUGCUUUUUGGGAUGAGUUCUGGAUUCAAUGCCAAGUUUACGAUGAUGUACACCAGCGGGAGAUCCGUGCUUCUGCGAUGCAGGCCACCAAAAUCGGCGCAGUGCUGCACUACGCGUUCCAGCGUAACGCCGAUGGCUCCCCAUCCGAGGAGCUGACGACUUCUAAAUGGGCAUUGAAAACGCUGAACGCUUUGCUUUUGGACCAAUCGUUAUAG